Molecule: messenger RNA, 2135 nt
Organism: Cercospora beticola
Lineage: Eukaryota; Fungi; Ascomycota; Dothideomycetes; Mycosphaerellales; Mycosphaerellaceae
Source: RefSeq, a predicted model, not a curated record
AUCUACAUAUUACGGCGGCGCCUGUGUGCGAGACCGUCAGCUUGUCUCGUUCACACCAGUGAUUUGCAACGCGACAUUGAUGCGACCCCAAAAUGCCAUCAAGUACUCCCAGAGAUUCGUCCUCGGCCAGCGAGCGAGAUUUUCGUCAGAAGCGGAUUCUGUUAACCAAUGGCCGCAUGCCUGUCUCACUGGACCUCGCUCGACAAUUCAAGUUAGCAGGCCACAUUGUCUUCUGCAUCGACCCACACAGCACGCAUCUCUGCACCUUCACUCGAGCAAUCAGGCAAAGCGCACAGAUUCCUGCGCCCCACAAAAAUCCCCAAGGCUAUGUGCGAGCUGUCAAAGACUUGGUGGGCCGCUGGGAAAUCGACAUUAUCGUACCCAUACAUGAAGAGGUCUUCUGCUUAGCUGCAAGCGACGAGCCUGACAUAAUAAGCCGCCUGUUCGCGCCACCUCUGGAUCUGCUCGUUCGGCUGCACGAUCAAUACGAGUUCGCAAAGUACGCAAAACAGCUUGGGCUGCUAGUACCACAAAGCUUCCUGUGUGAAAGCGCAGCCGACCUGGAAGAACUUCCGCUUCACGAUUUUCCAAACGGAAUGGCACUGAGACCAUGCUUCGGGCGUUCAUAUGCAGGCAUCCGUCAUGUCAAGCCCGGCGAUCCCAUACCGAAAGACCUCGACAUCAACGAAGACAAUUGGUAUGUGGCGCAGGAAUGGUUGGAGGGUGAGAUUUAUCACAGCUACAGCGUCGUGCGGAACGGCCACGUGGAAGCCACGGGCUGCUAUCCUUCGGAGGAGACUAAUGACGGCAGCCAGAGGGAUCUCCUACAACAGAAGUUCUAUCCUGGGGUAUACGAAUACGUUCAGCAGUUUGUGGCCAACGUACCAGCCUUCAGCGGACAAAUCUCAUUCGAUUUCAUAGAAACAGCACACGGACUGCACGCCAUCAAGUGUAGCGUGCUGGCCACACCUGGGCUGCACCUGUGGUCCAAUACACCCUGGCUAGCAAAAGCUAUCACAGGAUCUCUUCCAAAGGAGGAUAUCGAGAGACCCAUCCGGCCACCAAAGAGACUGCACGGACACGAAUCACACUAUCGAGUAAUCCCCCGGCUGCUCAUGUGGAAGAAUGAAGAUGCCACAGUACGCGCAUGGCUCAAACACAUGCGCCGUUUGGUCUUCACCAAGGAUGUCAUUCGGGACUGGGGUGAUCCAAUGCCAACUAUCGCGCAGCCAUUUCUGCUGACGGCAUAUUAUCGCAUGUGUCACAACCAUGGCUUACGGCUGCCGAAGUUUAUUCAAGCGCAACUAGUCUGGGAGCCAAAAGGGCAGGAGCUGCAGGAAAUCCGAGCACUGUUCGCGAAGAAGGAUUCGGUCGUUGCUGACAGUGGAAUCGAGCUGCGUCCCAUCGCAUCCAAGUGAACGCGAUCGCUGUACAGAGAGAACCAGUCUCUAAUGUCACCGCUUGGGGGUUUAUUCGACGUGACCAGACGUUCGGCUGCAAACUGUGAGGAUGGCUGCUGGCGGGUCUACCCUUGUACAGCUCGGCUGUCACUUACAGCAGCAUCGUGCGGACACAAGCCCACUUAUUGAAUUUGCCGGAUGCGGUAGGCGCAUAAGGGCUCGAGUGCUCAAUGUGUGGUAUGGAAAGCGCAGAGCUAUUAUAGCGGUCGCCAAAACGUGGACGCGAAGUGGCUGCCAUUGCUCGACGACCAUGGCCACCAUAUGGCACGACUACUUCCCGCAUCUUGGAAGCCAUGAUCUGAAAGGAAGUUAGGCGCACUUAUCGCACCUGGGCAGCAGAAAUCCUGCAUGCGACGCACCACAGAGUCGAAAUUUCGUUUGGCCUAGUUUUGGCAACUGCUGGCUGGGAAUAAGGCUCGGUGUUCCUUGCUGAUAUCGAAAAGUCUUGGGAGGUCGUAUUGUGGCGCACUUGAGAGUAGCAUUGACCGGCGAGCCAGUUGUGGAAGGCAGCUGGCAUGUGCUGGCAGCAUGCAACGGCCGGAUAGGCGCAGGGUGGAGCUUACGUAGCUUACAUAGGCUUUGCCACCGGCAUCGCAUUCAUCUUGCCGCCUUUUCGCCCUCAGCACACACAUCGUACGCGUCGCAGCAUAUCGAAGCCGUCCUAGGGUGGUGUCG